AUGAAAGCAGCUCCCAGACUCCCCCUAACGGAUGAGUGCCAUCACUACGAGUCCAAGGCCGAGGUGCCAUGGGACCUCCAAAAAUACUUCUCCCAACGCCGCUCCAUCUUCUCCUGGUACGACCACGGCGUCCACCUGACCGACGCGGCCUGGUACGGCGUGACCCCGGAGCCCGUCGCGAACCAGGUGGCCACCGACAUGUCCUACACGGACCCGGCGAAGCGCUUCCUGAUCGACAUCUUCGGCGGCGCCGGCGGCAACACCAUCGCCUUCGCCGCCUCGGGCCGCUGGGACCGCGUCGUCUCCGUCGAGCGCGACGCCGCCACCCUCGCCUGCGCCCAGCACAACGCCGAGCUCUACGAGGUCGGAGAGUACGUCACCUGGGUCCACGGCGACUGCUUCGAGUACCUCGACAAGGUCAAGAACGCGCCCCACGAGCUGGCCGAGGAGCUGCGCGUCCCGCUCGACGAGACCGUCAUCUUCGCGUCGCCGCCGUGGGGCGGGCCGGGGUAUCGCGACGCGCAGGUUUUCGACCUGAGCAAGAUGGAGCCGUAUAACCUGCGGCAGCUGCACGAGGCGUGCCUGCCGAUGGACCACGCGCUCUUCCUGCCGCGGACGAGCGACCUCAGACAGAUUGCCAAGUUGGCUCCCGAAGGGGAGAGGAUCGAGGUGGUACAAUAUUGCAUGGAGGGCGCGAGCAAGGCGAUGGUGGCGUUCAUGCCGGGCACACUGGGUCCGACAGAAUCAACGUGA
Molecule: messenger RNA, 753 nt
Organism: Colletotrichum karsti
Lineage: Eukaryota; Fungi; Ascomycota; Sordariomycetes; Glomerellales; Glomerellaceae
Product: RNA methylase family
Exons: 2
Coding region: 1-753 (250 amino acids)
Biological process (GO): 7-methylguanosine RNA capping; 7-methylguanosine cap hypermethylation
Cellular component (GO): nucleus
Molecular function (GO): RNA cap trimethylguanosine synthase activity
Source: RefSeq, a predicted model, not a curated record